Eruca vesicaria subsp. sativa (arugula) is the source of this 612-nucleotide messenger RNA. The record is from the annotation of a GenBank genome assembly. Lineage: Eukaryota; Viridiplantae; Streptophyta; Magnoliopsida; Brassicales; Brassicaceae.
AUGGGAUUGCUCGACCUAGAGAAACACUUCGCCUUCUACGGCGCUUACCACAGCAACCCAAUCAACAUCGUAAUCCACAUCAUCUUCGUGUGGCCCAUCGUCUUCACAGCCUUGCUCCUCCUCCACUCCUCCACCCCAAUUCUCGAUCUUUCUCAAUCAGGGCUCCCUCAAUCGCUGACCCUCGACGGCGUUCUCCGGUUAAACGUCGGGUUUAUCUUAACCGUGGUUUAUGCUCUGUUCUACAUCUGUUUGGAUAAAAGAUCCGGUUUUGUAGCGGCUCUCUUGUGUUUCUCUUGUUGGGUUGGUUCAAGUGUUCUCGCUGCUCGGUUAGGACCUUCUCUAGCCUUAAAGGUUGGGAUAGCGUCUCAGCUGUUAUGUUGGACCGGGCAGUUUCUUGGCCAUGGACUGUUCGAGAAACGAGCACCUGCGCUAUUAGACAAUCUGCUCCAAGCUUUUCUCAUGGCUCCUUUCUUCGUCUUGCUCGAGGUUCUACAAUCGGUUUUCGGGUAUGAACCGUAUCCAGGAUUUCAAGCUCGUGUGAAUGCCAAGGUAGAAAGUGACAUAAAGGAAUGGAGAGCAAAGAAGCAGAUCAAGAAGAAUAAGCUCACAUAA